Molecule: messenger RNA, 6417 nt
Organism: Clunio marinus
Lineage: Eukaryota; Metazoa; Arthropoda; Insecta; Diptera; Chironomidae
Source: the annotation of a GenBank genome assembly
GCUUUAAAAACAUUUAAGGCGUAAUAAAAAAAUAAAUUUUUGUGUGCUGAUGAAAUAAUUUUUUUUCUGGAAUAAAGAAAUUUUCGUUCACUUUGAUUAGACAUUUCCCUUAAAGGGAUAUUCAAUCAAUAAUUGAAUAAAUUUAAAGUGGUGGAAGAAAAAUGUCUUAUCGAUUAUUGCAUCGAGUGUUUUUCAAACACGCAAAAGCAAUUUUCUGGAAUAAUAAUCGAAAAAUUCAUAAUAUUAGACCCCAGAAGUUAAAUCCUCAACCAAACAUUCAGACGGCAAAACUGGCAAAUGAAGUUAAAAGUAGCAACAACUUGAUACGAUUUUCAAGACGUUUGUUUAUUGACAACGUUCUCAACCGGGUCACUAGUCCUGUGUCAUCUGCUUUGAGAGCUGAAGCUACAAAAAAGUUCGCAUUUGGUGAUUCGUUGCCUUUCUUCUCUCUCGUUGGAUGUAGUUUAGCGUCAGGUGCUGGUGUACUUACAAAGGAAGAUGAACUAGAAGGAAUUUGUUGGGAGAUUAGAGAAGCAGUAUCAAAAUAUCAAAGCAGAUUGGAAGAGAAAAUUCUUGAUACAAAAGUUGGAGAUGAUUUGAAGCUCGACGACCUUGAAAUUGGACCACCAAUAGCUAAAGGUUGUAAUGCUGUAGUCUAUGCUGCUGCUUUUAAAAGUCAAUCUUCCGAAACUUCAUCCUCACCUUCUUUGUCAUUAUUGGAAAAUACUGAAAAUGUCAAUGUGGAUUUUAAUUUCCUUUCAUCAGUAUCAAAUUUACCUCGAUUUGCACAAAACUUUGGCGGAAGUGUAGACAAUUUACUAAAGUUUACUGAGUCACCUGCUAGAGCUUCUGUUGAUAUUUUGCGAAAUAUAACAAACGAAAAUGUGGAACAAAGUCAGGCAAAUAAUGAAGAAAUAGUUAAAAGUCCUAUUCGGAGAGUGACUUUUAAUGAAAAUAUUGAAAUGAGAAGACAAAGUCGCACAUCGAGCAUUGCAUCAAGUGAAAAUGAUGAAGAGACGGCUCAUGAAAGAGGAGCAGAUGAUGCAAGUAUCUAUCACUAUCCAUGGGCAUUGAAAAUGAUGUUUAAUUAUGACAUUCAAAGCAAUGCAAUGGCAAUUUUGAAAGCAAUGUAUAAAGAAGCAAUUCCAGCUCGAUGUAGACUUGACAAUGUUGAAGCACAGAACUGGGAGCGCAUAAUAAUGGAACAAACAAUUUCUCUUCCUUCUCACCCCAACAUUGUUUUCAUGCCGGGAUUUUUCUGCGAUCAAAUUCCAAAUUUGCGACAUUCUCGUGUCUUGUUUCCAAGUGCACUUCCAUCUCGUUUGAAUCCAAAUGGAUAUGGACGCAACAUGAGCUUAUUUCUUCUUAUGAAACGUUAUGAUAAUAGCUUAAGAGAUUUCCUUGACAAUUAUAUUGAUACGAGAAGUCGAAUCAUUCUAUUUACACAACUUCUUGAAGCUGUCGCUCAUUUGAAUCGUUCUGGAAUUGCACAUCGUGACUUAAAGUCAGACAACAUUCUUAUCGACUCAUCAUCUGAUGCUCUUCCACUUCUUGUACUCUCAGAUUUUGGAUGUUGUCUUGCUGAUAAAAAGAACCGAUUGAGACUUCCAUACUCAUCGAACGAAAUCGAUAAAGGAGGAAAUCAAGCUUUGAUGGCACCAGAAAUCAUUGGCAAAGAGCCAAGCAUAUUUGCUGUUCUUAAUUAUACGAAGAGUGACCUUUGGGCUUGUGGAACAAUUGCUUAUGAAAUUUUCGGUUAUCCGAAUCCAUUUUACACUCCACCAACUUCGGAAGCAUCUGCUUGGUUGCCUCCGCCACUUAUCAAUGAAACAUACGACGAAACUAUGCUUCCAAGUCUUGGUGAAGAAGUUCCAUUCGUUAUUCGAAAGCUGAUUGAAAAUAUUCUUCAAAGAAAUCCAAACAGGAGAUUAAAUUGUGAUAUUGCAGCAAAUGUGUUGCAACUUUAUUUGUGGGCACCAUCAGGUUGGAUAAAGUUUGGAAGAAAUCCAACUAACAAUGAGAUUCUUCAAUGGCUUUUAAGCCUAACAACAAAAGUUUUAUGUGAAGGUGGGCUCGGUGUUAAAAACUUAGAAUAUGUGAAGUUAAAUCGCCGAACAUACACAGAAUAUAUUUUAAUUUCAACAUUUUUGUCACGAGCAACAUUAAGGAUAAACAUAAUGGCCAACGAACGAGUUACACUUGCCGAUGCAUUAUCAAAUGUUGAAAUUCUCGAUGAACGUCCACUUCCUGACGAACAGCCUCUAAUCGAAGCUUCAACUUGCUCCAUCUCUUAUCAAGCUAAUUUCGAUACUAAUUUUGAAGAUCGGAAUGGAUUUGUUACGGGAAUAGCAAAGUAUAUCGAAGAAGCAACUACUCAUGCAAAUCUUAACAUUCUACUUGAUGAAGGCCAAAAACAUGCUGUAAUGUUAUAUACAUGGCGUUGUUGUUCUCGAGCUAUCCCUCAGCCAAAAUCAAAUGAGCAACCGAAUCGUGUUGAAAUUUAUGAGAAAACUGUCGAAGUUCUAGCACCGGAAGUGAACAAGUUACUGAAUUUCAUGUAUUUCCAAAAAAAAGCAAUCGAAGCUUUCUCCCUUGAAGUCAAGCGAUUGUGUCAUGCCGAGAAGCGCAAAGAUUUUGUUUCCGAAGCUUAUCUCCUAACGCUUGGUAAAUUUAUAAAUAUGUUUGCUGUUCUCGAUGAGUUAAAGAACAUGAAAUCGAGUGUGAAAAAUGAUUAUUCAACAUAUCGACGUGCAGCACAAUUUCUUAAAGUUAUGUCGGAUUCUCAUACCCUUCAAGAGUCACAAAAUCUUUCAAUGUUUCUCGCUACACAAAACAAGAUUCGUGACACUGUGAAGGAUACACUCGAAAAGAUUCCUGGCUUUGAGGAUUUAAUUUGUGAGGUUGUCAAUAUUUGUGUUCAUAUGUUCGAACAGAAAAUGUUUUUAACACCAGAAGAGAAGCACAUGUUAGUGAAAGUUAUGGGCUUUGGACUCUUCUUAAUGGACUCGGAAAUGUGCAACAUCAACAAACUCGAUCAGAAGAAGAAACUUCGUUUAGAUCGAAUUGAUAGAAUCUUCAAGAAUCUUGAGGUUGUUCCAUUGUUUGGCGACAUGCAAAUCAAUCCCUUUAAUUAUGUCCGAAAGAGUAAACAUUUCGAUGCCAGUAAAUGGCCUCUCAGCACAUCACAAGCCAUCAGUCCACAAGCUGAUUUGAUGGUUCAUUUGCCAAACAUUCGAGAAGAACAUGUGAAAUACAUUUCAGAAUUGUCACGAUACAGUAAUGAAGUGACGACUACCUACACUUAUAAGGAGAACCAUUCAGAUGCUGAAAAUCGCGCUGUCUCUGACCUUGCAUUGCGUGGUUUGCAACUUCUCUCGGAAUGGACGAGCGUUGUCACUGAAUUAUAUUCAUGGAAACUUUUGCAUCCAACUGAUCAUCAUCAGAAUAAAGAAUGUCCGCCAGAAGCUGAAGAAUAUGAGCGAGCGACGAGAUAUAAUUACACAGCCGAUGAGAAAUAUGCAUUAAUUGAAGUGAUUGCAAUGAUUAAAGGACUUCAAGUUCUUAUGUCACGUAUCGAGACGGUCUUAUGCGAUUCAAUUCGUCGAAAUAUUUAUUCAGAACUUCAGGAUUUCGUUCAAGUCACACUUCGUGAACCAUUAAGAAAAGCAGUGAAGAAUAAGAAAGAUUUAAUAAGAUCAAUCAUCAUGUCAGUUCGUGAGACAUCAGCUGAUUGGCAGAAGGGUUGUGAACCACCCGAUGACCCAGUGAAUAAAGGAAAGAAAGAUCCCGACAGUGGAUUUGCAAUUCAAGUUCCGCGAUUAAAUGUCGGGCCAAGUUCAACGCAACUUUACAUGGUUCGAACAAUGUUGGAGUCGUUAAUUGCUGAUAAAUCUGGUGGGAAGCGAACAUUAAGGAAGGAUAUCGACGGACCAUGUCUCGUGCAAAUCGAUCAGUUCCAUAAGAAUUCAUUUUAUUGGAAUUAUUUGUUGAGCUUUGGCGAGACAUUACAGAAAUGUUGCGACUUGUCACAGUUGUGGUAUCGUGAGUUUUAUCUUGAAAUGACAAUGGGAAGACGUGUCAAGAAGUGCUUGGUUCGUCAUCAACAUAAUGAAGAGUGCAAUGACUUGAUAACAAUGGAGAAGCGAAUUCAAUUUCCUAUUGAAAUGUCAAUGCCAUGGAUUCUCACUGAUCAUAUUUUGAGAACGAAAGAACCAUCAAUGAUGGAAUAUGUUUUAUAUCCGCUUGAUCUUUACAAUGAUUCAGCUCUUUAUGCUUUGACAAUCUUCAGGAAACAAUUUUUAUACGAUGAAGUAGAGGCUGAAGUCAAUUUAUGUUUCGAUCAAUUCAUUUUCAAGCUCUCGGAACAAGUUUUUGCACAUUACAAGCAAUUAGCAGGCAGCAUUUUUCUUGAUAAAAGAUUUAGAGUUGAAUGCGAAGUUCUGGGUUUUAACUUUCAAUCUUAUCCGAAGAAUAAUCGUUAUGCGACGUUAUUAAAACAACGACAUGUUCAAUUACUUGGACGUUCAAUUGAUCUUAAUAAACUCAUUUCGCAGCGCAUUAAUGCUGACAUGCAGAAGAGUUUGGAGUUGGCAAUUUGUCGUUUUGAAGCGAGUGACAUUACUGGUGUUGUUGAACUUGAAGCUCUCCUUCAAGUUAAUCGAUUGUGUCACAAGUUGUUGAUGAAUGAAGGCCUGGCACUUGACGAUUUCGAGUGCAUGAUGAAGGAAGCCAAUCAUAACGUUCUUGCACCUUAUGGUCGCAUCACUCUUCAUGUUUUCGAUGAAUUAAAUUAUGAUUUCUUAUCAAAUUAUUGUUACAAUGCAGCAACUAACCGAUUUGUAAGAAAUAAACUUCAAAUAUCAGGACAGCCAAUUCAACGAGAGAAACCACCGCAAAUGUUUCAUUACUAUUUGUGGGGAUCGAAGCAAUUGAAUGCUGCUUAUUCGACGCAAUAUGGACAAUACACUGGAUUCGUUGGCACGCCACAUUUUCAUUCGAUUUGUCGUUUGUUGGGAUAUCAAGGAAUUGCUGUUGUUAUGGACAUCAUCAUGAAGGAUAUUGUGAAGCCUUUGAUUCAAGGAAAUCUUCUUCAAUUCACAAAGACAUUAAUGGGCGCCAUGCCGAAAACAUGUAAACUCCCACGAUGUGACUAUGGCUCACCUGGCGUUCUUGAAUAUUAUCAAGCACAUCUCAUCGAUAUCGUUCAAUAUCCUGACGCUAAAACUGAACUUUUCCAAAUAUUUCGUGAAGUUGGCAAUUCAAUUCUCUUCUGUAUGUUGAUGGAGCAAGCGCUUUCACAAGAAGAAGUUUGUGAUUUAUUACAUGCAGCGCCGUUUCAAAACAUCUUACCUCGUCCACAUUGUAAGGAAGGCGAAAAGCCAGAAGCUAAACAAAAACGUUUAGAACAAAAGUUUGCAUCACUUCAAAUCGUUCCAAACAUUGAGAAACUUGGAACAGCAAAACAAGCGCUGAUUGCUAGGGAAGGCGAUUUAUUGACACGAGAAAGAUUGUGUUGCGGUUUGAGUAUCUUUGAAGUUAUUUUGCAGAAAAUUAAAUCAUAUUUGGAUGAUCCAGUAUGGGCUGGACCACCACCAGCUAAUGGUGUCAUGCAUAUUGAUGAAUGUUCAGAAUUUCAUCGUUUAUGGUCAGCUCUUCAAUUUGUUUAUUGUAUUCCAGUUGCUGGUACCGAAUAUACUGUCGAAGAAUUAUUCGGUGAAGGACUUCAUUGGGCUGGUUGCGUUAUUAUCAUUCUUCUGAAUCAACAAAGACGCUUCGAAGCUUUGGACUUUUGUUAUCACAUUUUGAGAGUGCAACGUGUUGAUGGUAAAGAUGGAACAGUCAAAGGCAUUAACUUGAAACGAAUGGUCGAUCGCAUUAGACGAUUCCAAGUUCUCAAUUCGCAGAUUUUCGCAAUAUUAAAUAAAUACAUGAAGAGUAGUGAAGGCGACUCUAACGUUGAACAUGUUCGAUGCUUCCCACCACCGGUUAGCCAACAUCAAAAAAUUUAUGACAGAAGUAGCAGUCAAAAGAUUUACGAUUAAAAUUAGAUUAAAAGAUCGUCGAAAUAUUUUGUUAAGCUCAACAAUAAUAAGUAAAGUAUUCACAUUAAAAGAUAUCCAAACAUAAAUAUUUAGAUAUGUAUAAGUAUUUUAUGUCUCCAAAUUUAAAGCAUAUUUCAUUGUUCGAUGAAUGGACAGUAGUUUUAAUCACCUAUCACGUUGUGAAAUUCUUCAUCUAUUAAAUAGUUAUACGCCAAUUUAUGACAUUUUUGAUUUCAGCAUUCAAAAACAGUAACUCUGUGGCAUUUUUCUAGAACAUUAAAUUAAUCAAUAAAAGUAUUUCUUAGAAUAUAAAUCAAUAUUUGUUUAUCUUUCUAUUAGAUCUUGUAGUUUUGAUUUCUGUAAAAUAAUAUCUCGC